AUGCUCCUCUCCUACCUAACCCUACUACCGGGGGUGUUGGCAGGUUGCCAAACCGCCCCUGUAGCAACCACCCUCAACGGCACCUACACAGGCCGCUACCUCGCCGAAUUCGCCCAGGACCUCUUCCUAGGUAUCCCCUUUGCCCAAGCCGGGCGGUUAGAAAACCCAACCCCCCUCAAUGAGUCAUGGGAAGGCACGCGCUCGGCCGAGUGGUACGGCAACAUCUGCCCGGUCCCGGCGUCGGAGCGUAGCGUGCGCAACGCCAACGUGACGGGGAAGUCAGACGACUGUCUCAACCUCAACAUCAUCCGCCCCUCGCGGGCCUCCCUCAAGAACAAGGAUCAAAAGCUGCCCGUGGCGGUGUGGCUGUACGGGGGUGCUUUCACCGACGGCUUCGGCGCCGACCUCAACUCCAACUACUCGUGGGUAGUGCAGGCGAGCGUGGCAAAGGACAUGCCCAUCAUGGCCGUGACGCUCAACUACCGCGUCGGCUUCUUCGGUUUCCCUGGGGGCGAGGAGAUCGCCGCCGCCGGGCUAACCAACCUCGGCCUGAAAGACCAGCGGCAGGCGCUGCGGUGGGUGCGCGAGAACAUUGCUGCGUUCGGCGGGGACCCGGACAAGAUCACCGUCUGGGGCCAAUCCGCCGGCGGCAACUCCAUCAUAUACCAGCUGCUGGCAUACAACGGCCAGGCCCACGACAACCUCUUCCGCGCCGCCAUCAUGAGCAGCGGCUCCAUCGGCAUCGGCAACACCCUCCGCCCCGACCGCGAGGACGCCAUCCAAGGCUACCGCCGCAUCCUCAACGAAACCGGCUGUUUCAACGCCACCGACACCAUCGCCUGCCUGCGCGAAGCCCCCCUCGACGUCGUCUACAACGCAGCGGCCUCCACCCCCACCCAACCAACCUGGUGGCCUACCAUCGACGGCGAGUUCCUCACGCACCCUCCCUCCCUCCAACUCGCCGCGGGCAACUUCCCCCACAACAUCACCCUACUCCUCGGCACCAACGACGACGAAGGCUUCGCGCUCUCCAACCUCCUCGGCGCAGCCACCGAAACCGAGCCCGAACUGCUCACCCUCCUCCAAACCAUCUUCCCGCACGCCCACCCCACCACCCUCACCACCCUCCUGACCACCUACCCCUCCACCGCCCCCGCCCCCCCCUACGCCCUCCCGCUCACCUCCACCCCCGAGUUCUGCGCCGCCGUCCACGCCACCAACUCCCCCUGCGGCGCGCAAUACCGCCGGCUGUCCUCCAUCCUCGGCGACUUCGCACUGAUCCACGGCCGGCGGGACGUGGCCACCGCAUGGGCGGCCGCCGGCCAGACGGCGUACACGUGGCGGUUCAGCACGUGGCCGACGUCGUUUCCGAUCGACACGGCGCUGGAGAGCCGGCCGGGGUUCGCGGGCCACGGGGCGGAGUACGCGUAUUUUUUUCGGUUUCCGAGGGAGUAUGAGCUGUAUGGGAAUAACCCGCGCGUGGCGGAGGGGGAGGCGCAUCGGCGGCUGAUGGAGCUGGUGUCGACAAGGGUGAUUGCGUUUGUGUAUGGGGGGGAUCCGAAUUUGGUGGACGAUCCCGACGUACCGGCUUGGCCAAAGUAUACGGUCGAAAACCCGUCCAACUUGGUUCUGAACGCCACCGCGGUCCCUGAUAAGUUGAAUGUCCAUGUCGAGCCCGACACUUGGCGUCAGGAAGGUAUGGCUUUGUGGGCCAAGUAUCCCCUUGAACUGGAUAUCUUCAUUGGUUGA
Molecule: messenger RNA, 1749 nt
Organism: Chaetomium globosum CBS 148.51
Lineage: Eukaryota; Fungi; Ascomycota; Sordariomycetes; Sordariales; Chaetomiaceae
Exons: 2
Coding region: 1-1749 (582 amino acids)
Source: RefSeq, a predicted model, not a curated record